This is a messenger RNA of Phasianus colchicus (ring-necked pheasant), 480 nucleotides long. The record is from RefSeq and is a predicted model, not a curated record. Lineage: Eukaryota; Metazoa; Chordata; Aves; Galliformes; Phasianidae.
AUAAUGGUGAAGUUUGCACAAUCCCAACAAGCACCUCAGCAGCUGAGAGGGAUGAGGAACAACGCCAGCACCCACAUGCAGAAGGGUGACUUUCUGAUUGGUCAAGAGGAGAGGUAUCAGCAGGGAUAAGCACAUGUCCCACCCCCCAGCAAUGGUAUAAAAAUGUUAUAUUCAGGGCAAAGCUGUACUCUCCCUGACUGUGGGGUCAGCUGUACACAAGGGGUUCCUGUUGGGUGUCUUCGUGUUUGAACACCAAGGCGUUCAUCAGCCUUGUGAAGACCUGCUCCAGGCAUGAAGAUCCUGUACCUGCUGUUCCCCUUCUUCCUCUUGUUCCUCCAGAGUGCUGCAGGAUCCCCCCAGGCUCUAGGAAAAAGGGAAGACUGUUUACAACGGAAUGGCUUCUGCGCGUUUCUGAAGUGCCCUUCCCUCUCACUAAUCGCUGGGAAAUGUUCAACGUUUCAACUUUGCUGUAAAACGUAA